AUGCCUCCCACAGCCAAAGACACCCAUCCUCUCGCUCUCUUUUCCCUCGUGCCUACAAGCAAUAGGGCAAGAGCAGCUGUCGACCAUCCCGAAAACUCCCAUCUUGUCUCACGCAUCACAGACGACCCGGACCACCCCGGUGAUGAUCAACGUGGACUCGACAUCGGCGUAUUCAUCGGUUCAAAGUCACGCUAUACGCUGGCCACUAUCGGGCGCUGCGGCGAUAUCACGGUCGAAGGGGCGGGUAUCUCGCGUAUACAGUGCUCUUUCGAGAUCAACGAGGACAAUAAGACGGAGAUCAUGCUCCAAGAUCGCUCAACCAAUAAAUCGACCCAGUUUUUCGGGACAAAAGCAAUGCCAUUCGAGUUGGGCCGUCCCCAUCGUCGCGUCCUCGUGGAUAAACACGUGAAUCUGGAAUUCGGGUUUGGCGGAGUGGGGUGUGAUUUGUACCGAUUUCGAAUCGUCUGGCAUAAUCGUGGCAAACUGAUGGCCGACUUAUGUAUCGAUUACCGGGAAGACAACCCCCGCCAGACUCGCACCGUCCUGGAUGAGCCGCCGACUAUUGAACCGUCUAGGCGCACUACCCGGGUCCAUACUCCUGGCAACCCAGAGAGGAUCAGGUACUCGUACCGAGAGAUGAUCGGAAGUGGAGGGUUUGGAGAGGUUUGGAAGGUCGCCAAUGUCGAUUCUGGCGAGUAUCUGGCGGUUAAGCGUGUGAAGCGGCCACACCUCCAGUCCUACAAUCAUGUUCUAUUGAAACGGGAAGUCGAGACGUUGUCUCGCAUUUGUCAUCACCAGAGAAACGUCAUAGAAUACAAAUCCGCCGUGUGGGCAGACGAGCAUUUUGAAAUCUUCAUGGCAUUUAGGCCCGGGAACGUCGAAGACCUGAUCCGGCGUGACUUCUUUAUAAAGAAACGAACGGCAGGCGACGCAUUUGUCCACCAAAUGCUUCAAGCGCUUGACUACCUCGCGAGCGAAAGCAUUAUUCACCGAGAUAUUAAACCGGAGAAUAUUUUGUAUUCGCCUAUGCCAGAUGGAGGUCUCCUCUACCAACUCGCAGACUUUGGCCUUGCUAACAUAGUUGCCGACGCCCGAACGUUCGCCGGAUCAAGACUCUACAUGGCUCCCGAGCUAGAAAAUAGCCCGGAUUCGCCUCAGACACCAAAGAUGGAUGUCUGGUCUCUCUUUGUCACUCUCGCGUACGCGUUGAAUGGAGCCGGUUUUCGGCAGAAACCUUUACACAACACGCCCCUGCGAAUCAAGGCAAUCCAGGAGGCGGCCAACGAGUUUCGACCUCUUCGAGACAUGGCACAUGUGGAUCCUAGAGAGCGAGCGACAGCAGGGGACAUGUUGUUGAACAUUAUUGGUUUGGAAAUCCCUUUGAAGACAAGUACACACAUGUCCAAUGCCAACCAUUACGCAUAG
This is a messenger RNA of Metarhizium robertsii ARSEF 23, 1425 nucleotides long. RefSeq names its product calcium/calmodulin-dependent protein kinase. Bases 1 to 1425 code for a protein of 474 amino acids. The record is from RefSeq and is a predicted model, not a curated record. The transcript has 3 exons. Lineage: Eukaryota; Fungi; Ascomycota; Sordariomycetes; Hypocreales; Clavicipitaceae. Gene Ontology annotation, molecular function: ATP binding; protein serine/threonine kinase activity. Gene Ontology annotation, cellular component: cytoplasm; autophagosome. Gene Ontology annotation, biological process: protein autophosphorylation; autophagosome organization; peptidyl-serine phosphorylation.